This is a messenger RNA of Hyla sarda, 2589 nucleotides long. RefSeq names its product outer dynein arm docking complex subunit 1 (gene ODAD1). Gene Ontology annotation, cellular component: axoneme. The record is from RefSeq and is a predicted model, not a curated record. Lineage: Eukaryota; Metazoa; Chordata; Amphibia; Anura; Hylidae. Gene Ontology annotation, biological process: outer dynein arm assembly; cilium movement. Bases 344 to 2023 code for a protein of 559 amino acids. The transcript has 16 exons.
CAGGGGCAGGGUUUUUAUUUAAAGUCCCAUACAAGUCAAUAGGAAAUAUAUGUUACUGCAUAACUUCCAAACGGCUGGAGAUAUUUCGAUAAUACUUGGUCACAUGUUACUUAUAUGUAUACGAGUAAGCAGCUUUAAUGGAGACGCCGGCUCAACGUGGCGCUGGACACAGACCAAGCAGGACAGCAGAGACUUUCACUGAGGAGCCGCUUCCUGGAGACUGUCACCAACAACAAUGUCUGGAUGAGAAACACAAAGAAGAGAACUACAGCUGCCAGCACUGAGGACGCCACAAGCCCUGCACCCUCUUCACAGCGUCUCAGCAUUAUCUGAAGAUACAGAAAUGCCUAACAGAAGACCUGCCUCCAGCAUCCGGUCUGAUAACAGCGACAUGGACCUAGAAGGAAUGGCGGACAGUGAGCUAGCCAAACUGCAACGUAUGUUUCGCCUGAAGGAAGGACAGCGCCAGGCAACCACCAUUGGGAAACAGGAGCAAAUCAGGAGGCAACAAGCAGAGAUGAGCGCACUAGAAAGAGAGAGGGAUGAACUACUGAAGGAUUUGAGGAUAUCGGAAAGUCGAAGAAACCAGUCCCGUGACCAGGACCAUCAGGAAAAGUUGCAUAUCUUGCUAGAACAGAAGGAUGAGUUGGAUGAACAGCUGAUCUACGAAAAGCAAACAAUUGCUGAUCUGGAUCAAGAGAUAAAAUCCUGGGAAAAGAAAAUUUACAAUCAGAGGAAACAAGUAAGAGGAUCAUCAGGAUCUGCAAAGCAGAACACACAGACUCAAAAAAAUAUUAAGGUGAUGGAGAAUCGCUUGGACCGGUCUCUUACCAAAUUUAAUCUGCAACUGGCAAAAAAUUCCAAGAUGAGGGAAGAGAUUGACAUACUGAGAAUUGAACGCUCUCGCUUUGACCAACUGUAUAAAAGACUUGAAAAGGAACUGCUUCAAACCCGAAAGGAAAGUGGGAGUGUGAUUGAUGAGUCCUCCGCAGCUUACGAUGCUAGAGACGAAGCCCAGACUAAAAUGCUACAAAUGAGGGAAAGAGCUGAAAAGGACCUGAACCAGCACACGGCAGAGAUUAAAGAGCUUCAGCGUGUUAUUGAUCACGAUCGCAGGCUAAAGGAGUUUAUGGGAACUAAGACUCAGGAACGCUCAAUCAGUGAAGAAGUGCUUGAUGCCCGACGCAGGAGAGAAAAAGAAGAGCAAGAACGAAAAAAGAGAGAUCCAACAGAAGAUACCAUUGAGACCUAUGAACAAGCUUUCCAGCAAAUCCAGUCAGUCACUGGUGAAGACAACCUUGACAUACUAGUCAACAGGUUCAUUGAAGUGGAGGAUCGCAACUUCGCUUUGUUCAAUUAUGUCAAUGAGCAGAACAAUGAAAUUGAGAGGCUGACUGAGCAGAUCACGGAGAUCAAAAGAGAAAUUGAAGAAUUCAAAGCCCAGGGAGUACGACUUGAGCAGGAGCAUCGGUCAAUCCUUAAGAAUAUUGAAGGCAAACAAGAAGAGGCUGUAAAACAAGCAGAUGGCUACCAACAGCAACUGAAAGGAGUCAUGAAAAUUUUAGAUCAGCUGAAAUCAGGAAUUGAUUCUUUGUUCAAGAAGAUAAAUUGCGACCGCUCUGUCCUGGACGAAAUGUUGGGCUCUUCAUCAAGCAUUCGGGAGGCAAACAUAAUGCAGUAUCUUGGACUCAUUGAGCAGAAAACGAACGAGCUUCUAGCAGCUCAGUCCUUCCUCGACUCCAAGAACUAUGACAAACCAUAUGACCCACAACAAACAGCUCGAGUCCUCCUGGGACAGUUGGUUGACCUGCACCCACCAGUCUUGGAGAUUCAACCACCUGGCACAGGAGAUGAGUAUGACAGCGAUAGUGACUCCCCAACAGCAGAUGAAGAGGAGAGGCCCCUGACUCAGGCAGAACUGCGGGAAAGAAUAAUGAAAGGGGUUUUGAAAAAAGAAGUGAAAGCUCGCAAGAAAGGAUUUCCAAGUGAAAGUUCCCUUACCAAGAUGACAACAAAGAAAUGAGAACAACUCAAGCAAUAUCUGGGAAACUGCAUAAGGCUAUGCAAGCAGUCCAUUCUCUACACCAGCAGAAGUAUAUGUUGGGAAGAUUUCCCAACAUAUAUCUCUGAAGGCCUCAAUGUAUGCCACUGUAUAGGCAUACAGUUGCAUAUUUUGCCCAUUCUACCAUUGUAGAAAAGAAAAAAAAACAUAAACCACACUGUACAUGCUUUUCUGCAGUGGCCCUCUGUGUAACAAAAUUCCAUCUGCUCCACUUUCUUAUACAGUUGCAAAUUAAGUUUUCUGACAAAAAUACCUGACGGAUGCAAAAAGGCAGUUUUUCUGGCCUUAGUCAUGUAAAUGGUUGGAUCAUUUGGACUAGGUACGUAUAUGGCAGGAGAUUUUCCUUGCAUAUACACAAAACAGAAGACUUAUGUGCUUAGAGUCUGAGCAAGUUGAGAGGCAGGACGUCUAAUCUGUUUCUCUUUCAUAUUAUCUGCAGGUUUUAUAGGACUAUUGCAUUAUUGAAAAAAUUUAUUACAAAUAAAAGCCAAAUAUUAUAAAAGUAUGCAGCAUCUUUGUACACUAAA